This is a messenger RNA of Drosophila hydei, 1887 nucleotides long. RefSeq lists its product as uncharacterized. Bases 571 to 1791 code for a protein of 406 amino acids. Lineage: Eukaryota; Metazoa; Arthropoda; Insecta; Diptera; Drosophilidae. The transcript is spliced from 2 exons. Gene Ontology annotation, biological process: proteasome-mediated ubiquitin-dependent protein catabolic process; regulation of proteolysis. Gene Ontology annotation, molecular function: ubiquitin protein ligase binding. The record is from RefSeq and is a predicted model, not a curated record. Gene Ontology annotation, cellular component: nucleus; cytoplasm.
CGUGUGCCAAAUGAUCAGUUGAAGGUGGCGCUUUGCGCUGAACGGUUCGUGUGUCCAUCAAUGCUCUCACAGCUCAGCUUGCAGUAGCAGCUGGCAAAGCGGUCAAGUUCAGCUCCUUUUCAGAACAAAUUAUUUAACUUUUAGCUCGUGCGAGCUUCAAUCAAAAUUGCACUAAAUUUGCGUUUAAUGUCAAUUUUUUUUUGCAUAACAAACGAAAAUAAAAGUGUUCAACGUGCCGAAUUAAAUUAUAAAUACUCAGGAACUUGUCACAGUGCCAAAUAUUAUGCGCAGAUAAAAGGUGUGCUUUAGCGUUCACCGAAAAUUAUCAACAAAAUAAAUAUAUAUAACUCAGAGGCCACGAAAAAAGCUACUAAAAUAUAAAUUAUAAUAAGCACAUGAACAACAACGUCAACAACAACAACAAUAAAAGAUUCUUAUGUAAAGUGCUCAGCAGCGAAUUACGAAUCACGUAUCACGAUCGUUAAUCGAUUCCCAGAGAGAUUGAAAUCAAAACAAUUUACGCAGCAGCUUUCAAACAUCGGUCAAAUAUUUAUACAGGAAUAAUCAAAGAUGAGCGCCGCCGCAGCUUUGGAACUGGCCGUGGCCCAUCGCAAGGAGCAGGCGAACGUGGCCAACCUGCUGGGCAGGCGGUAUGCAGAGCUUCUGCACGCAGAGAAGCACACGGACUGUGUGUUCCAUGUGUGCGAGCAGCAGCUGAAGGGACACAAGCUGAUUCUAAGUGCAGCCAGCCCGGUCUUUGAGGCCAUGUUCUAUGGACCGCUGCAGGAGCUGGAGCCGGAGAUCGAGAUACAUGACAUCAGUGCGCCGAUCUUUAAAGUCCUACUGGAGUACAUCUACACCGGCACCGUGGACUAUGAGUGCAUGCAGCUGGAGGCCGCCAUUGAGUUGUACUAUGCCGCCGAGAAGUAUCUGCUGGAUCAGCUUAUAACGGAUGCUCUACUAGCUAUAACGCGCAAGCUGCGCUUCUCCAAUGUCCUGCCAGCACUAGAGCUGAGCGUGUGCAUGGGACUGGACAGUUUGCUGGACGUCUGCAUGUCGUUCUUCAUGCGUUGUUGUGUGAACAACGAUCAGUACAUGAGCUAUCUGAAAGAGCACUAUGUGCACGUCUCCAAGGAGUGUGUCAAGAGCAUCAUCGCUGCCUGCAAGGAGCCCCACAAGUUGCUGCUCUGGUAUGUCUACGAGUGGACACAGCAGGAGUGCGAUGAUGCGGGGCUCGGGGAUGCCUCCACCUGGCAGCAGGUGCCGGGGUCAGCAGAUCUAGCAGAUUGUGCUACACCCCUACCACCGGCCACGCUCAUCGAGCGCUGCUACUAUAAGGCCUGCCGUCCGUUCACCAUCGAUGCUGAGUCGCAUGUCUGGCGGCUGGGAUUGAAGUGCUCGAGAUUCAUCUCGGUGCUGGGUCUGGUGCUCAACAGCCGACUUGCACCCAGUCUCACCUGCUACAUGGGCCAUGUGCCGCAAGAGUAUCGGGAAUCCUUGCGCAUCGAUCUGUUUCCCGAUGGCGGCGAUCAGCCUGUGUGGACGCACAUCAUCCAAAAUCAAACAACAAAAUACAAUUGUGAUUUGCAUCUGAGCUGGAGCCGCGACGAGGCCUGCGUCCUGACACCCGAGGUCCAUUACGUUCUCCAGCUCAGCUGGGAGAGCAGUGCGUACGGCGCCGAGUAUCCUUGCAGCCUGCAAUCCUGCCUGGUCGAUGGCAUUCGCUUCAUCGACGGCGACAGCUUCAGCGGUUGCUUGCUGAAGGGACUGCGCUGUGUGAACCUAGUUUAAUUACAUUCGUUUUAGAUAAUUUAAUUCGUAAUCAUUGUAUUUAUUGCUUUUAAGUUAAUGUACGAACGUGAGUUCAAUAAACUGUGAAAAACAAAA